UUUAAUACCCUUGAGAAAAGUAUACAUAAGCAAGUGAACAAGCAAGCGAACAAGCAAGAAAGCAGAUAGACAAAGACAUUCUUCUUUCUCUUCUUUAUCCACCUAGUGUCUUUGUUGUUGUAUUAUGAUGAUUACAGCAAGACUAGGAAGAAUUGUUCUUCUUAUUGUCUUGCCUCUCACGCUACUUGUCAGUUUCCUUUUACUGGCUCACCAUAACGGUUCCAUCUCUCGGUUUUCGUCUUCUUACUCUUCGUCAUCACAAACCAGCUCGCAUUCAAAACCAAAACCGAAUCUGAAUGGGACUCGUGAGAAUGCCGCGUUUGUUGUCCUGGUCCGGAACUCUGAACUCAAUGGUCUUCGCGAGACUCUCCAGAACGCAGAAGACCGGUUCAACAGAAAAUACAAUUACCCUUGGGUCUUUUUAAACGACGAACCAUUCACCGAUCAAUUCAAGGAAUGGACUGCCGGCCUGGUGUCGGGCGAGACGUUUUACGGCAUACUCGACCAACAGUCCUGGGGAUAUCCAGACUGGGUUGAUCAGGAAAAGGCACGCCUGGCAAGAGAGGACAUGGCAAACCGGAACAUCAUCUAUGGUGGAAGCGAGUCUUAUCGCCACAUGUGUCGCUUCCAGAGCGGUUUCUUUUUCCGUCAUCCGUUGCUUGCAAAAUAUGAUUACUACUGGCGAGUUGAACCAAAUGUCAAGUUCUACUGUGAUGUCGACUAUGACCCGUUCCAAGUGAUGAGAGAAAGAGACUUGAAAUACGGAUGGACUUUGUCAAUCAAAGAGUACGCAGAAACGAUUCCUACUCUUUGGUCAACCGUAAAGAGCUUUAUGGCUGAGCACCCUGAACACAUUGUUCCAAAGGGUAGCCCAGAGAGUCUGAUGGAUUGGAUUACGGAUGAUGGCGGGGAGACAUACAAUCUGUGCCACUUUUGGAGCAAUUUUGAGAUCGGGUCUAUCAAGUGGCUCAAUUCAAAGGCGUACAUUGAUUACUUUGAGGCCCUGGACAAGUCGGGUGGGUUCUUUUAUGAAAGGUGGGGAGAUGCUCCGGUGCACAGUAUUGCGGCGGCCUUGAUGCUCAAGAAGUCAGAGGUCCACUGGUUUUAUGACAUUGGGUACUUUCACAAUCCGUACAGCCAGUGUCCCCGUGAGCCUGCAUGGUUGGCGGCCGAGAAGUGUUCUUGUGAUCCUCAAGAAAGUUUCGACACUCAUUGGUACAGCUGUACACCCCAGUUCCUCAAAGUGACUGGAAAGAAACCCACAGACUUUCUUAUCACCGAACGUUGAGAGAUUUUGCUUUGGCUUCAUUCGACUCGAUUAAAACAAAAAUCCCAAAUCCCAUACAACACAGCACAAGUUAUAUUGCAUUAUAUUAUAUUAUAUACGAUACACUUGCUUGUGGAAUGCAUUUCUAAUUUUUUCCUACUCGCCUUCAUAAUAUCAUUAGCUGUUUUCUAUUUGUUCCUCUGUACAUCUGUCUUUUCUCUAUUUCCAUGUGUAAUAUAUAAUGUGUAUAGUGAGUAGAGAUGCGUAGAAUGUGUAAUAUGUAUGCUCUUAUUUUAUUUAUUCGUUUUUUAUAUAUAUAUUUCUCCUCUUCUUCUGCUUGAUACUCACAAGAACACCCCCCAAAUUAAAAGUGAAAUUGAAAGAAGAUAAAAAAAUAUAUAUAAAAACC
Molecule: messenger RNA, 1676 nt
Organism: Phycomyces blakesleeanus NRRL 1555(-)
Lineage: Eukaryota; Fungi; Mucoromycota; Mucoromycetes; Mucorales; Phycomycetaceae
Product: glycosyltransferase family 15 protein
Exons: 4
Coding region: 125-1288 (387 amino acids)
Biological process (GO): protein N-linked glycosylation; cell wall mannoprotein biosynthetic process
Cellular component (GO): membrane; Golgi apparatus
Molecular function (GO): alpha-1,2-mannosyltransferase activity
Source: RefSeq, a predicted model, not a curated record